UCUCUUUCUUUCUCUCUUUCUCUCUUUCUCUCUCUCUCUCUCUCUCUCUCUCUCUCUCUCUCUCUCUCUCUCCUUCUUUCCUUUACCUCAUUCUUCGUAUCGAGUCAAACGAGUUGAAUCGACAUCAAGUCUAGUCGAGCCACCGAAGCAAGCAAGGGCAAGGCAUACUUUUUGAGGAAGAAAAGACUAAGCCUUCCGAUAUGACAGAAGAUCCCCAGACCCUUUGGUUGGACCGUUACAGGUCCACGCAGGCACAGGAACGAAACUUGAAGGAGAUGCUGCACCAGAAAGGAGCCACUGGAGUUACCCUUGCUAGGGACAGGUUACGGGAAGAGUACGAGCGACUCCUCCUGACGGACAUUGUCCUGGCUCAAUCUAAGGAGGUCGAGUCGGCUCUCUGGAAGAAUGUCUUUUAUAUCGUGAUCGACGGCUAUCGUCGGAAGCUCGCCACGCUUGGAAGACCGGAGAGCAACAAUGACCAACAGCAGCAGCAGCAGGAUGGAAGACAGGAUGCUCGUAGGGAUAGGGAUGGUGGGAGGUCACGUCCCCAUGGGACUCGAGGCAACAAGCCCCCUGUUUCGUCGGUGGAAUUUCGAAAGGUGUCAACGAAGUUCAGGGCCUUUAUUCAGGAGGCAACAGGAUUUUACCAUCGACUGAUUCAAAACUUGGCAUCGUGCUAUGAUCUGAACGAAUCCGGAGCGACCAUGCAGUCCUUUCCCAUCGGAGACAAGCGCCCGAUGCUGGAGGUAACGGAUGCGGCCCGACAGUGUGCGAUCAGCAGCUGCCAUAAGUGCUAUAUCUUUUUGGGAGACCUCGCUCGCUACCGACAAACCUUUAACGACUCUCCUAAAAAGAACUGGUCGGCGGCACGCGAUUACUACAACGAAGCCAGGAACCUUCUCCCUUCGAGUGGCAACCCCUAUAACCAGCUGGCAGUCAUUGCAACGUUCGCGCCCAACAACUUUUUGGCCCUUUACUUCUACUAUCGAAGUUUGGCGGUUCGUCUUCCGUUCAUGACAGCGCGCAACAACAUCAAGGUGCUGUUUCAAAAGAUGAUGACGGAUCCCGAGAAGGAGAAGAAGUUUGUCAGGGAGGAGCGAUACAACGAUCGACAGGCGGCGAAUAACAAAGACUUGACGCAGCUGAACGAAUUCCUGGCGCAGUUCAUUCUUAUACACGGCUCGCUCUUUUUGAACUCGGUUGAAGAGUUCGAUGGCAGAAUAAUGGGCGAGCCAUUCGAGAAGUUGAUCUUGGACAGACAGAUCGACCCUGAUCUGCUACUCAGGAUCCUCAUUAUCAACAUGUCCAGUCUCUACACCAAGUGCUACAUUCCUCUGCAAGAUGAUGGCCCGACAGUAUCACCGCAGCAGCAAAUCGAAUCUGAGAGACAGGCGCUUCAACUCAUCUUAACUUCCUUUGCGACGAUCCUUCGAUACUCAACUAUUGAUUUGGAGAACCACAGGAACGGAGGCUACAAGAAUAGUGGACGUCCAGCCGACUUUUUGCCCUCGAAUGUCCAUCGAGCCAUGCCUGCUCUGCGACUGUCACUCAAAUGGAUGCAAGUCAAUAUUCACCAUGUAAAGCGCCUCUCGGAUGGACUCUCGGAUAAGGAAAAGGAACGCUUUCAGAUUGAACAACUGCUGGAGGAUCUCGCCUCGUUCCUGACACUGUUGGGACAGGUUCACCCUUACUCUGAGGAUACUAUUUUCUGCAGGGAUGUGCUCAAGGAGGAUGCUGAGCUCCAGGGAUUUGCAGCCUUGAAGAGAGCCAUUGAUGAGCGACCACUGUCGAUGAUUCCGCCCAGCAGGGUCAGUCCCAAAGCGGAAAUGCAAAUGCGUAUUGCGGACAUGUUCCAGGACGCCCUCACGCUUGCCAGGCUCGGCUGGCUGGACUUUUAUGUGAAGCCUACGGAAAUGGAGGAUGGAAAUCAGGGCUUGCAAUUCUUUACUGAACGCCAGGACGACGGAGACGCAACUGUGAAUACCAUCCAUUCAGCUGUGGAGGGAUCGGCACUGGGAUCGGAUGAGGAUGCAGACGAGACGGAUUAUGAGCGCGAGGCAGCAGACGAAGAAAUGAACCCAUUCCAUAUUGGCAAGGCUCUGAAUCGCAAUAGUCACAAUGCCUCGGCGGCGCCAACUCCGGUUACUGAGGCGCAUGGACCGGAUGAUGAGGGCUCUCUGGAUCAGGAUAUCAAGCAGCGGCAGGCUGUCGCCGCGCUGCUGUCGGACGACGAUGAUAAUGAUUUGUCGUUGAUUGUCGGCAACGAUGAUGAUGAGGAGGACGAGGAGGUUGUUUUAUUCAAGGGCAGAAGCAACACUGUCGGAGCGAAGCCCACGUCAAAGCCGGCACAUCUGAAGACGACGACCGGUGUGAUUGGGGCUGGAAGACGAGGUUCGAUGUCUCCCAUAAGAUCCAGCAACUCGUCAUCGCCAGGCUUGGAUCAGAACGGAUCAUCUCAGUUUAGUUCGGCGCGUCCAUCGCCCUCGGUCGACAGUCUCUUUGGCGGGUUUCAAUUUGGAGUCCCGGAUGAGUGGCGACACUCGAUUAAUUCGCUGCGUUCAUCGCCUACUGGCAAUGCGGGCAGCACUGGCGGCAACACCUGGGGAGAUUUUUCAGGACACUCGCUGGGGAACGGCAUGAUUUCGCCCACAUCGCGCGAACCGCGUGAUGGACACUUUCUUCGUCGCUGAUAGACAACUGUUGCCAAGUCAUUAUCUCCUUAGGCAUGUCUGCACUUUUUUUUUUUUAUACAAAUCGAGACAGCUUUGUCCUUCCUGAGGAAGUCGAGAGGAGCGGUCGGGUGUGGCAGUCAAGGGACCGUCAUUGAAGGUCAAACCGCAUGUGUUGGGGGGAGGGCCGCGCAAGCAGCGAUAUCUUCAGACGAGCAGCCAUCGGUGCUCCAAUGGCACCACCCACUUUUUGCCAUCAUGGAUCGAAGUACCGUGAUGAAAGUUGUAGCAGUGAAAAUAAACCAAACCAAGCAGCUUUACCU
Messenger RNA from Gamsiella multidivaricata, 2992 nucleotides. RefSeq lists its product as uncharacterized. The record is from RefSeq and is a predicted model, not a curated record. Gene Ontology annotation, molecular function: telomerase RNA binding; protein binding; telomeric repeat DNA binding. The coding region runs from base 201 to 2690 and encodes 829 amino acids. Gene Ontology annotation, cellular component: telomerase holoenzyme complex. The transcript is spliced from 6 exons. Gene Ontology annotation, biological process: nuclear-transcribed mRNA catabolic process, nonsense-mediated decay. Lineage: Eukaryota; Fungi; Mortierellomycota; Mortierellomycetes; Mortierellales; Mortierellaceae.